CACAACGUGACUUUUGUGCAAGAGGCUGGUUCGAACAUGUUGCGAUCAAUUUCAUCUCGAAAUUCGGGAGUCUUCCAGAGGCUGAUUCAGUCUGCACAUCAGCAGACUCGACUACGAUCUGGGCUGCCAUUCAACACAGUGAUUCUGUUUGUACCACAACAGGAGGCCUGGAUAGUCGAAAGAUUUGGAAAGUAUCACAGAGUGCUCAACCCUGGUUUGAAUUUCCUGAUUCCUGUAGUAGAUUCCAUUAAAUAUGUCCAAAGUUUAAAGGAAAUUGCCAUAGAUAUACCCCAUCAGGCUGCUAUUACAGUAGAUAAUGUGACAUUACAAAUUGAUGGUGUUCUGUACUUGAGAGUGAUUGACCCUUACAAGGCUAGUUAUGGUAUAGAAGAUGCAGAAUAUGCCAUAACCCAGCUGGCUCAGACAACCAUGAGGGCAGAGAUUGGGAAGAUAACCCUGGAUACAGUUUUCAGAGAAAGGGAGCUGCUAAAUGUCGCUAUUGUAGAUGCAAUAAACAAGGCCUCAGAAGCUUGGGGAAUAAAUUGUAUGCGAUAUGAAAUUAGGGAUAUAAAACUGCCUGGCAGAGUUCAGGAAGCCAUGCAGAUGCAAGUAGAAGCAGAAAGGAGAAAGAGGGCAGCCAUAUUGGAAUCUGAAGGUGUCCGAGAAGCAGAGAUCAAUGUAGCAGAGGGUAAAAAGAGAGCUCGUAUUUUACAGUCUGAGGCUUUUAAAUCAGAACAAAUCAACCAGGCUGCUGGUGAAGCCCAGGCCUUAGUGACAAAAGCACGGGCCAAAAAGCAGUCUCUAGAGGUUGUGGCCCAGGCUCUAUCUAAACAGCACGGACUAAAUGCGGUGUCCAUGAAUGUAGCAGAACAGUAUGUGUCAGCAUUUGGGAAUAUAGCCAAGGAGGGAAAUACAAUCCUGUUACCUUCCAACACAGGCGAUAUCUCAUCAAUGGUCUCACAAGCCUUGGCGAUUUAUAAAAACAUGGUGACUGAAACUGGUGAAGGAGGUGGCAUCAGUCAACCAGGGGCUACAACUCAUUUGGAAAACACACAAGAUGCAGAAGAAGUGCUAGCAGAGGAUGGGUUACCUGCCCCUGAUGGUUCAGGCGGUACAGAUCGUGUGGACUAUUAUGACGCAAACUAUCCGGAAAAACCAGACGGCAAGACGCCAUUAUGAGACUGUGUUAACAGUAGGAAUCCUCCUUUGGUUUUAUAAUCCUUAGUAUAAAUAAGAAGGGUGAAAGCUGUGGCUCCUAGGAGCAGAGAAAAGCUGAGGUCAGACAAUAUUCCUCUUCUGUCACCAAACACCUCUACACAUUUGAAUCCCCAUUCUGUUUGUGACGAAAGGCACAGACGUUUUGGUUGCUGCGGGGAAUCAAAAACAGCAGGAGUAUUACUGAACAUAAAAGUGGGCUAGUGAGUUAGCCUAACUGUUAUAAGCAGCAGCCAUGGAUCUUGCUGUCUACACAGCAUAAACAUGACAACUUUCACCCAAGUAUAGAGCUUUUGUUACCGGUUUACAAAUAUAUCUUUUGUUGUAUAAUUCAACAGGUCUCCCAGAUCAAUAAAGAGUGAGUGAUUGGGGUUUAACGUCGUCAGUAAAGAAUAAAUACAUACGUAUACAUACAUAGGUCAGAAGCAGCUAUUCUCAGACUGGUAAGAGACAAUGUCGAUUUUCAAACUUUACAAGUGACUGUGGUAGGCCUACAUGAACAUCAAAUUAACUAGGUUCUACUGGCUUCGGUCGAAAGUCAAUGAGCCCUGUGUUCUAGGAUCAAAUCCAGGUUUGGCUGGUUUGGCAGCAGGUGUGUGUCCGGAGAUUUGUCAUCUACCAAGCAGUUAGCUCGCCUGUAGGAAGUAAAGAGAGGCAUUGUGAGAGGGGGAUCAGAUGCUGUCGCUGAAGGUGAUGAUGUCGGGGUCCUUUUUGGUUAAAGACUUUGGCCAAUCAUAGCGUUGCAGUGGCCACCCAUAGUUUACAGGUAACCAAUCGCUGGUAGCAGUUUGUAUCGCAAGGAAGACUGUAUACCUCAUACAUGUAGCUCAUUAUUUCCCCCAGCCGUUCACAGGGUUGUGGUGUUACUUUUUUUUUUUCACUCCACAUUCCUCAACCAGUGUCAUUUAUGUGAAGCAUUCUAGUAUUCGUCUUGAAACACCAACCAUCCUAAAUACAUCGCUAUUCUGAAUUGACUUGUACAUCUACAUGUAGGUGUCUUAGCACAAUGACUGCAAAGUGAAUACUGAACAUUUAUAGAGUUUUUAUUACAGUUUUUAUUGUUUUGUGUCUCAGGAGAUUGACCUACCAAACCAAACUGGCAUGAGUCCACACUUGUCUGUGUACAGGCACAUGUAACAAAAGGUUCUUGAGGUGAUUCCAUGAUAGUGUGGUCAGUGACAAAUAUGGUCAGUUUUUUCGAAUCCAAUUCCAGUGAUUCGACAGCUUCCUUAAGUUAGUAUGAUUUUCCAACACAUGGCAUGUGGUGGUGGUUUGAGCCAUGUUAAACCAGUCCACGGCCUAUAGCGUGAACCAUAAUCUUAUAUGGCCUUUAAUACUGACAUACUGGGGUGCCCGCCGUGUUUCGUAGAAUGCUAUUCCUUCAAGCAAACCCUGGGUGAUCGACCUGAAUUCAGCCCAUUAAGUUCCACUGACAAAUGAGAUGGCACGUUUAAAACUGUUAAACUGGUUGCAUAAAAACUGGUUGCAUAAUUAAGAUCUGAUUUCACAUCGUGACUCUUCAAUGACGUUAUAGUGCAGACUUAUAACUCUGGCUUAUCAGACGCAAAUGUUCCAGACUGAUGGGCCAUCAUCAGAUGGGUUUUCUCAUGAUUCAAAUAUGUUCCACAAACGAGUGGACGUAAAAUAUUAAAGAAUUUAUUUGCAAAACAUGAGAAAUAUAAACAAAAUUUACAUACACAACUGACCACGCAAAACCUUAUAUAAGUGAAAGGUAGACAUUUUGAUUGUCAAUAAAUUGUGAAAAAUGUCAGAUUUGCUUCAAGUGUUUAUUAUUGUAUUUUUGUACGGGAUAGGUAUGAUUGACAUAGCCUAGCUCGUUUUAAGUAGAAGUUUAUACAGUUAUGAAAGAGAAAAUGUCCCGUGACAUACAUUUGUAUUUUGGUAUAGAAUAUAUAU
This is a messenger RNA of Liolophura sinensis, 3132 nucleotides long. Its product is annotated as stomatin-like protein stl-1. NCBI's taxonomy places the organism in Eukaryota, Metazoa, Mollusca, Polyplacophora, Chitonida, Chitonidae. The record is from RefSeq and is a predicted model, not a curated record. The transcript has 11 exons. Gene Ontology annotation, biological process: mitochondrion organization. Gene Ontology annotation, cellular component: mitochondrion; membrane. The coding region runs from base 37 to 1179 and encodes 380 amino acids.